AUGUCAUCCGGCUCCCCGUCCGAAGGGGCUGGCUCCAAGUCUCCUCUCGAACUAGCACCUGCAUCCGAAGCUGAAAACACCAAAGUCCGUCCUCCAAAUGGCGAGAUGUCUACCAAGAUCAAGGAAACUUUGUUCGCUGAACCUUUCGUCACGCUGCCGCUUCAAAAGUCCCCGACGAUUCCAACCGCUGCUACAGGUAUCAAAGAGGCUGUUCAUCCCGAAGAUCUUCUGGCCGAGGAUAGAAACCAUGAGAUCACAUGUGGCUCUUUGGAGCGGGAGCGGGAGCGCGAGAACACAGUAUGGGUUGUCACAAAGAGACGUGGUAAAUUAGGAGACAUAGCUUCUCCUUCCUCUCCUCCUACAGUAUCACAUCUUGCUAAACAAGAACGAAUCGCAAGACAACGGAAAGAAAUGUCGGACAAGGUAGCCCCUGAAGGCCAUCAUGUUCAAGACAAGUACGAGUCGAAGUUUUUCAAGUCCGCCGAGACUGGGAUAACGCACGGGUGCUUGUUUCAUCCCGACCGUGAAUUCAUCCAUGCCAUACGAAAAGUGGCUUCUGGAGCCACCGUGCAGUCAGUCAUUGAGCAAAGAAACUUGGAUGUCACGGAAAGCGACCUCGUGAAAUAUAUGGCCAUCUUUUGCUCCAGGGCCAUCACAGCCGCUUCUGGUCAGUGUGGCGAUGAGACCGACAAUGCCACCGACGAUGGAAAAGAUAAAGAUGUGAAUGGACAGAACAUGGAGGUCGGCGACUCUGUUGAGAAAUAUCCGGGAUUCGAUGAAAUUGCCGGAGAGCUCCAAUGUAAGGCAGGACUCAUACAGCUUGAAGCUAAGGAAGCUGAAAAGUCUCAUCGCCGCCUAGUUUGGUUGUACCUCAUACUCUUCUUCGUGACAACACCACACUUGGGAUGGAGCGUGAAGAUCAUGAUACGAGUGGCUGCAAAGUUCAUGUUUUGA
Cladophialophora psammophila CBS 110553 is the source of this 954-nucleotide messenger RNA. RefSeq lists its product as uncharacterized. The record is from RefSeq and is a predicted model, not a curated record. The transcript has a single exon. Lineage: Eukaryota; Fungi; Ascomycota; Eurotiomycetes; Chaetothyriales; Herpotrichiellaceae. Bases 1 to 954 code for a protein of 317 amino acids.